UCUGGCUGCUCCGCGGACAGCGGUCGUUUCCUGGGAGCGGCCGGUACGCAUGCGCGAGGCGGUAGCGCCCGCCUGGGACCGCGCGUGCGCUUUGGGUUGCGGACGGUGGCCCGGAGGACUCUGCGGGGUGACUGGCCGUGGGAAAGAUGCCAGCGCCCUCAGCCACCUAUGAGAGAGUAGUUUAUAAAAACCCUUCUGAGCACCACUACAUGAAAGUCUGCCUGGAGUUUCAGGAACACAGCACUGGACUGACUGCGGCACAGUUCAAGCAGCUGCUUGUUUUGGCCCUGAAGGACCUGUUCGGCGAGGUUGGUGCUGCCUUGCCCUUGGACGUCCUCACCUAUGAAGAGAAGAGCUUGUCGGCCAUCCUGAGGAUAGGUAGCAGUGGUCUGGCCAAACUGUGGAGCUCUUUGACCUUGUUGGGUUCCUACAAGGGCAAGAAAUGUGCUUUCAGAGUGAUUCAGGUGUCCCCGUUUCUCCUCGCCUUGUCUGGUAACAGCCGGGAGCUGGUCCUGGACUGAGCCUUCGCUGUGGGAGCCUGAGAUGAAGUCCAAGAUGCUGAGGAUGCUCCUGGCGGCGGGCCGGGGCCUCUGCGGCG
Molecule: messenger RNA, 598 nt
Organism: Jaculus jaculus (lesser Egyptian jerboa)
Lineage: Eukaryota; Metazoa; Chordata; Mammalia; Rodentia; Dipodidae
Gene: Rpp14
Product: ribonuclease P/MRP subunit p14
Exons: 6
Coding region: 147-521 (124 amino acids)
Biological process (GO): tRNA 5'-leader removal
Cellular component (GO): ribonuclease P complex
Source: RefSeq, a predicted model, not a curated record